Messenger RNA from Populus trichocarpa (black cottonwood), 1876 nucleotides. RefSeq names its product E3 ubiquitin-protein ligase RING1. The record is from RefSeq and is a predicted model, not a curated record. The coding region runs from base 356 to 1453 and encodes 365 amino acids. Gene Ontology annotation, cellular component: cytoplasm. Gene Ontology annotation, biological process: protein ubiquitination. Gene Ontology annotation, molecular function: ubiquitin protein ligase activity. The transcript has 3 exons. Lineage: Eukaryota; Viridiplantae; Streptophyta; Magnoliopsida; Malpighiales; Salicaceae.
UUAGCCAUUAACCUUUCCCUCCAUUUUCUCUUUUCUUAUUUUUGGAAAAACCGCCAGGAACCUUUUAACCUGCCAUUAACAGGAGGAAACAGAGCUCUCUUCUUGUACCAAACCUCACUCAUACUUUCCUCUGUGCAGAAGAAACAGUGGAGAUUUGGAAUGAAAAGACUGCAAGUAAGAAGGAAUUGCUUUAUGCAACCCCAAAAAGCCAUCCUUUCCUUGUCACUUCUACAUUUGCUUAUAAAUGCUCUCUUUUGAAUAAAAAUCUCACCGAAUGCAUUGUCAUUUUGAAAAGAAAUACAAACUCGACAACAACCAAAACCAAAAACCGUUUGGAUUCUCUAUCUAAAGAAUUAUGUCUUUGAGCCCACCCAGAACAAGAACCAAUGGCACCACAGGAAACUUCCAGCCAUACUGGUGCUACCAGUGCCAUCAAAUGGUCAGGAUUGCCACCACGGACCCAUCAGAAAUCAUCUGCCCUCGUUGUUCAGGGCAGUUCCUUUGUGAGAUUGGAAUUAAUAGACCAAUACUGGUUGUUGAUUUCACUGCUUUUGAUCCUUCACCAGAAGCUCGCUUACUUGAAGCACUAUCUCUCAUGCUUGACCCACCAAUCAGAAGAUUCAAUUAUAGUCUCGAUGAACCUGAACCUGAACCUCCUCGUCGGUCCUGGUUUCGUAGACGGAAUCGACCUGACUUUUUUGAUACUGAAAUUCGUCCUCGAAGGCGUAGAAAUCUGUCGCUAGAGCUUGAUGGGAGAGAUAAUUGGGAUUCAUUGGACCCUGAAAUCCGCCCACGGAGGUCUCGGGAUUGGAGUCUUGAUGGGAGAGGUAUUUUGGAACACGAACCUGGGAUCCAAUCCAGGCCAAGAACAUGGAUCCAAUACAGGCCAAGGAAUCCUCUUGGUGAACCAAUUGAACCCCUUUCGCAAUCUGAAAACCCAGUUCGUCCCCUGGUUGAUCCCAGGGACUUUUUUGUGGGGUCAGGCCUAAACGAGUUGAUUGAGCAAUUGACACAAAAUGACCGCCAAGGGCCACCACCAGCUCCAGAAAUCGCCAUUGAUACCAUACCAACUGUAAAAAUCGAGGCAAGUCAUUUGGUGAAUGACUCUCAUUGUCCGGUUUGCAUGGAAGAGUUUAAAGUUGGAGGGGAGGCAAGGGAGUUGCCUUGUAAGCACAUAUACCACAGUGAAUGUAUCGUGCCAUGGUUAAGGUUACACAACUCCUGUCCAGUUUGUCGAAAGGAGUUGCCGGUUAAUAGUGAAAGUAGUGCUCAAGAUGAAGAUGAGUGUGAGGAUGGAGGGGGUAGGAGGGGAAGGUGCUCGAGGUGGAGGAGGCAGUUGUCAUCUUUAUGGCCAUUUCGCGCUAGGUAUGGGAGGAUUAGUCCUCACGGAGAGGUUGCCGGUACCUCUCAAGGAGCAGUUGAUUCACGAUGGUGUUCUUGCAAUAUUCUUUAGCAAUAAAACGUUGAUGGUCUUGCUAAAGCUAUUUAUAUCGACUUUGUUAUGGUUAUAUGUUUGUUAGGAAUGUAAUUGUAUGGACCAAUUAAGGAAGGACACUCGAGAAGAAAUUGUGCAGGACAGCUGAUAGGUUACAGGGCAAAGCUAAUACUGCGGAUAAAAUAUCGUUUUAUGCGACUACUGUUGUACUUCAAUGAGACAUGGCCUAAAAGCUUCGCAGUUGUCUCUGGUUUGGUUGACGAAAUAUAUUAUUUCAAGAGCAAAAUGAAAAGAAAUUGAAGAAUAAAUUAUUUGGCAUGCACUUUGUUGUAUAGGCGUGAUGUUUUAUUUAUUUGCAAAGAACAUAAGGGAACCACCAAAGCUAUUUAUUUAUUCAUUUAUUUUCUUCGCUAAAGAAGCAGUUCUGGAUUAAUGGUAAAG